AAAACAGUGAACCGAAAGAACACAAUCUACGAAAUAAAAGAUAGUUCCGGAAGUAUAGAAGUGGUGGGGAAUGGAAACUGGCACAACAUCAACUGUAAGGAAGGAGAUAAACUCCAACUCUUCUGCUUUCACCUGAAAACAAUUGACAAGCAACCAAAGUUAGUGUGUGGAGAGCACAGUUUCAUCAAGGGGAACUCAAUCAAAAAGUUUGUAUCUACACAAACAAACAUGCUGUUCCAGAUAAUGACCAGCCUUAACUUCAAGUCAUCUACCUGUUCAGAUCUUGCUGAGCGUCAAUGUGAGACCCCUCCCAGGCAUUUAUCUGGCCUUGUGGAGGAUCACCCUCAGGCCUCUCCAGGACCUAAACCAAGGAGAGGAACUGUACCAAAGGAGCCUUCUAGGGAAGAAGGUCACCAUCAAGGUCCCAAACAAGUGAUGGUGUUGAAAGUAACAGAACCAUUUACGUAUGACCUGGAAGAAGGGAAAAGGAUGUUUCAUGCUACAGUGGCUACUGAGACUGAGUUCUUCAGAGUGAAGGUUUUUGACACAGAUCUAAUAAGCAAGUUCAUCCCAAGAAAUAUCAUUGCCCUAUCAGAUUAUUUUGGGUGCAAUGGGUUUCUGGAGAUACACAGAGCUUCCUGUGUGUCUGAUGUGAAUGUUAACCAGACAAUGGUUGUCUCAAAUACACUGAAGCAAAGAGCUAAUGCAACUCCUAAAUUUUCUUAUCUUUUCUCACAAGCAAACGGGACAUUUGUGAAUGGAAAUUUUGAAGUAUGUGAGAAAACUGAGAUGAAUGAAACCAUUUACUAUGGAAUUGAAGAUAAUACAGGGAAAAUGAAAGUGGUAGUUUAUGGACGACUCACCAAUAUCAAGUGUGAACCAGGCAAUAAACUUAGACUUGUCUGCUUUGAAUUGACUUCCACUAAAGAUGGGUGGCAGCUGAGGUCUGUAAGUCACAGUUACAUGCAGGUCAUCAAAGCCAGAGGGUGAAGCCACUCAAUCCAGACUCAGUCAGGAGGACCACUCUGGAACCAUACUUUUGAAAGCCUGGAUGCCAAUGAUACUGUUUGAGAAGACAAGAUUCAAGUAGAGAAAGUUAAUGUGCAUAUGGCCUGUUGAAAUAUCAGCCCUAUUAAAAUUGGCUUUUAAUUCUAGGAAAUGGUGCUUUCUUAUGUUUUUAAUACAUUUUUCUAUUAUCUAAAUUUCAUAUGUUGUCUUUAUAACUUCUAUAAUUGUUGAUUUGUAAGUUUUAUACUUAAAACUUUAAAAAAAGACACAUUUUCUGUAAAGCACUGUGCCUUUGGGAAUAUCCUUUAACCAUUUGAGAGGUGCUUUAAAAUAAAAAGUUAGUGACCCUCAGGUAAAGCUGG
Messenger RNA from Mus pahari (shrew mouse), 1370 nucleotides. Its product is annotated as interferon-activable protein 204-like. Gene Ontology annotation, cellular component: nucleolus. Gene Ontology annotation, molecular function: double-stranded DNA binding. Gene Ontology annotation, biological process: positive regulation of interleukin-1 beta production; activation of innate immune response; cellular response to interferon-beta. NCBI's taxonomy places the organism in Eukaryota, Metazoa, Chordata, Mammalia, Rodentia, Muridae. The record is from RefSeq and is a predicted model, not a curated record. The annotation marks the transcript as partial. The transcript is spliced from 5 exons.